Macrosteles quadrilineatus (aster leafhopper) is the source of this 1290-nucleotide messenger RNA. RefSeq lists its product as uncharacterized. Bases 1 to 1290 code for a protein of 429 amino acids. The record is from RefSeq and is a predicted model, not a curated record. The transcript has 2 exons. Lineage: Eukaryota; Metazoa; Arthropoda; Insecta; Hemiptera; Cicadellidae.
AUGGUGACGAUGUUGCCAAAACGCCCCACGAUCGUUGGACCCCUGCCUCGUCUCGUUGUUGGUAGAGAGGGACAAGAGUUUUUCUUUGAUCUUUUGGAAGAUGGAAGGAUAAAGAAUCAAAAUUCACCAGUACUUCAGAACACAAAGCUCGGCUGGAUAGUUGGAGGCAAAGUACAUCAUCAAAAGUCAUCAACUAAAACGUCUUGUCAUCUAACUACACUGGAAAGCCUUGAUAAGAAUAUUCAAGCAUUCUGGAAAAUUGAAGAAGAACCUAUAAAAAAGGCGACAAUGACAUCAGAAAAUAAACUAUGUGAAGAAAUGUAUGACAAUUCAGUUCAAAGAGGCGAUGAUGGGCGCUACACUGUCAAAAUGCCUCUGAAGCAAGAUCCAAGUUCCCUAGGAGAUUCCAAAGAAUUAGCAAUCAAACGAUUUUAUCAAGUUGAAAGACGAUUAAAAAAUAACAGUGAACUGCAAAAACAAUACAAAUCCUUCAUGCAUGAAUAUGAGGAACUUGGACACAUGGAAAAGGUUACUGCAAAUGAUACUGACAAACCAGUGUAUUAUUUACCCCACCAUCCAGUUAUUAAGGAAGCCAGUUCAACAACUAAAUUAAGAGUAGUUUUCGAUGCUUCAGCAAAAACUACAACAGGGAUAUCUCUGAAUGACUCGCUUAUGGUUGGUCCGACUCUUCAAGAUGAUUUAUUUUCUAUCCUAUUGAGAUUCAGGAUUCACAUUUACGUUCUGACAGCAGACAUAGAGAAGAUGUAUCGACAAAUCUGGAUCCAUCCAAGUCAACGAGACAUGCUAAGAAUCCUUUGGAGAGAAGACAACUCAAAACCUGUCCUCAUUUACAGGCUCAAUACAGUUACGUAUGGAACAGCAUGUGCUCCUUACUUAGCAAUCAAAACUAUUCAACAAUUGGCUCAAGAUGAAAGAUCACAAUAUCCACAAGCUUCCAAUGUAGUGAUGAAAGACUUUUAUGUGGAUGAUGUAUUGACAGGAACAGACGACAUUAAUGAAGCAAGGGUAUUAAGAGAUCAACUGGUCGGUAUGUUAAAGUGUGGUGGCUUCAAUUUGCGAAAGUUUAACAGCAACAGUAACGCGCUUUUAGCAGAUCUUCCAGAUGAUAUGGUGGAAAGAAAAGCACAUAAACUUCCCAACUCUAAUGAUAGCACAAUCAAGACCUUAGGCAUUUUUUGGGAUGCAGAAUCUGACAAAAUAAAGUACAAGUAUUUUGUUGAUAAAGUACAAUGUUAUCAACAGACAAUAAGGCAGCUUCUACAAGUGUAA